Messenger RNA from Physcomitrium patens, 2855 nucleotides. RefSeq lists its product as uncharacterized. Gene Ontology annotation, cellular component: nucleus. Gene Ontology annotation, biological process: regulation of DNA-templated transcription. Lineage: Eukaryota; Viridiplantae; Streptophyta; Bryopsida; Funariales; Funariaceae. The record is from RefSeq and is a predicted model, not a curated record. Gene Ontology annotation, molecular function: DNA-binding transcription factor activity; protein dimerization activity.
UUCUUUCUUUUUCGUUCGUCUCCCUCCCAAUUUUUUUCCUUCUCUCUCUGAAGACUUAUUUCUUUUAUGGAUUAAAUUCUUCCCACCUAACAGUUUAUGACCAAAAUGCAGUAGAACUAAAUGAGUGCUAUUCAAUCUGACCAUUUCCCGCUUUCCAAGGCGAGUAAAUGAGCGCAUUGGUUUGGUGAGCACAUUGUUACUCAAGCCAGGGGUUUGCUUUCGGAUCAAGUCUCUUGGGUAGUACCGUCAUUUUCAUCUUGAGCCACAGCUCUUAGCGUUGAAGUACAGUCCCACCAGUGUGUUGCAGCUGCCUGCAGAUGUUUGGUCCAAACAGGUCGGCGCUAGCUUCCUUGUUACGAGCUUCUCAGUCACGUACUCCGAUUUCAUCUCAUAAAUUGCUUGGAUUCUGAUCUGUAGAGGCCGUGCAUUGUGUGCAACAUCCUUUACCCAAACCAUUUUCACCGUACAUAAUAUCUCUGAUAUUGAAGAUCUAGUGUCGGAACUUCCUUUUUACGCUUUCUUCAGGUCCUAGUUACGUCUUUCUUCCCUCCUUUCCACGUUUUGCUUUGUUUUGUCGUCUUUUUUUUGUUUUUUGUUUUUCUUUGACAUUUCUAUUCUCGCGUUUAUUUUUUCCUCUUCGGUUUUAUUAGUCAUUUUCCUACGCUUUCUGCAACAACAGCCAGCCUAACGGCGCACCUGGUCAGGAGUAUUUUCAAAUGUGCCCCGGAAUCAACAGUGGAUUCUAUUUCAUCAAGAGGAGAGGUAGCGUUGAGGACGUCUGAGAAAGCGUAUCAAAGUUUAUCAUUCCAAGGUUGUGCUAGUGGAUUUUUAGCAAUUCCAUGGACAAGCUCAGGGCAAUGGGUUACCCCCUUGGCAUCACCAUGGAUCCCACCAAAGGCGAUAUGGUGCUUCAAGAAGCCAGCACGCAGCAUUCUCUGCAGCAACUGUCUCACGACCCUAGUUUCGCAGAGCGAGCAGCCAAGUACUCAACCUUUGGUACAUCGAACUAUGCGCAGCGACCUCAAACAUAUGGAUCCUACGACACAUUCCGAGACACCCUAGAGAAUGAGAGCAAAAUUUCUCGCAGCUCUAGCCUCAAUCAGCUUGGGAGCCUAGGUACCAACUCGGACACCAGGCAGUUUGUUGAGGAAGAGAUGAAACCCAAAGGUGAUCAAGUUGAUCCCAAGUCAGAAGCCAUGAUGGAAGCCAUUGAGGGAGCACAGGGCGCUAGAGCGGCGGCCGUAAACGAGUCCAGCGACGGAGUUUCGCAGGAGAACUCCUCGGGGUCGCAGCAAACCGAGCCGCUAUCUAAUCGCAGCGGUGCACCCCAACGGAAACGUAAAGGCUCUGCAGCCGCGGACGGGAAAGGGAAAACCUCGACAUCAUCCUUUGCCUCGGAUGGAAAGGAUAGCAAAUCGAUGGAAGCUAACGAGCAAACCUCUUUGAAGCGGCAGCGCUCAGGACCGGUCAAGGCAGAGCGCAGUGCCAGUGAGAAUUCCGGCGACUCUGUCGGCCCCAGCUCUCUGAAGGCUUCUUCGAAGUCUGUCCAGAAUCUCCCCAAGCAAGACUAUAUUCACGUCCGCGCUCGACGAGGCCAAGCCACUGAUAGCCACAGCCUUGCGGAACGGGUUCGAAGAGAAAAGAUUAGCGAGCGCAUGAAGUUCUUGCAAGACCUUGUGCCGGGCUGCAGCAAGGUGACGGGGAAAGCCGUCAUGUUGGACGAGAUCAUCAACUACGUGCAGUCGCUCCAGCGUCAGAUUGAGUUUCUGUCUAUGAAGCUGGCGGCUGUUAAUCCCCGGCUUGACUAUGGCUUCGACGUCCUAGGGAAAGACUUGCUACAGCUGCGGUCUCCGGAGACGACAUUGGUGGGUCCUGAUCCGCUGAGCGGGUAUGUGGAGAUGCACCACGCACAAGUCCAUCACCCCAUGCGCAUGUCGCCGGGGUGCGGUUUGGACAUGCGGAGUGUUGAGAGUGUUUGCGAUUCAUACCUGCGGCGCUCCAUGAGUGUGCCGACGAUGGGGUCUCUGGUUUCUGGCGAUGAUUUUGGCGAUCCUCUGUCUCAGGUUUGUGGGAACGGAGACCUUCAAAGUGUGGUAGAGAUGGGAUUCAUUCAAGGCAGGCAAAGCUUGGGGAAAGGUUCGCUCGUCAAUCAUGGAUCAAGUUUGUGUAAGUCAGGCAAGUCGAAGGUGGAAUUGUGAUGAGUACUACUCCGAAGCUGGAGAGUUGGGAUCGAUAGCUGCCUUGUAACGUUGAAUUUAAAAAGAAAAAACGAAAAAAAAUGACUUAUAUGGUGUCGGCGAGCAACUCAUACAACUGCAAGGAUAACGAUCUGCAUCGGGCUGAGAACUGUUUGAUUCCAUUGUAUAGUAUACAAAAGCCAACAAGAAUUGGUAUCCUUUUAAAACCUUGGAUGACCACAUAGUAGAGGAGUUCGCAGUGGAGGCCAGCAUUGAAAGGAUGAAGAAGAAAAUAGAGGAGUGGAACCAUAGCUGAUGAUUCACAACUGAACGGUAAGCUUCCAAUUCAGGCAUAAGACACAAGUUGAACACUGUACAGCAGAAGACCUGACAUCAAUCGUGGUAUUCCUCGCCAAUUGCCCGUUUGUUUCGUAUGGCUGCUUGCGUAAGAGCAGGGUUCAAUUGCAAGGACAUUUGUAGCAACCGUAUAGAUCAUUUAAAAUAUUUUUUGGACUCUGACUAUGCACAGACCGUUUAGCUUAGAUGCCAGACGAGAGUAUAGUGCCCGCAUGGUUUGUCUAGGCAAUCGCUGAGACAGGGUGCCUCGCACAGCAUGCAGUCCCGUAUAGGUAUUGUUGAUCAACUAUUCAUUAAAUGAAACUUUCUCAUUAAAGAUGA